UUUACCUAUAUUCUCAUCAUCUACAUAUAUAGUGUAGAAAUCUGAAAAAUCGUUUGUUCAUAACUAAAAAUCAUUGCGAUCCAGGCAGUGAAUGGUUGAAAUCGGAAGACUUCCCCCCAACCGAACCCCGCGGUUCCAACCGACGUCAACUCUUUCCUUACACCACUCGCACUCUACAAUACAACUUCUAAAUCAAUAAGACAUACCUUACAUCUACUAAAACUUCCGGAACUAAUAGCAACUACUGAGGAGCAAGCGAAACGCAAGUGCUUGCUGGGAACGACUCCUUAUCGUACAAUUCCCCGCACCCCGCUAUUACAACCGUCCUGUACCGCGACAUUACGAACCGUCCGAUCCUGCCAAUAUGGCCCCGACCAUUCGUGUCGUCGGCUCUCUCAACGCCGACAUGGUGUCCGUGACAUCUCGUUUCCCUGAGCCCGGCGAGACGAUCACCUCCUCAUCAUAUUUUAUUAGCGCCGGAGGCAAGGGCGCGAACCAGGCCGUUGCCUGCGGACGGCUGUCUCGCACGCAGUCAGGCUCACCUACAUCCCCAAGCAAGGGCUCCGUGAAAGUGGAGAUGGUUGGCGCUGUCGGCGGACUGGACGGCCACUUUGAUGCCUUACUAAAGCCCACCCUCGAGAAAUCCGGUGUCGAUACGUCGCGGGUCAAGAUCGUCAAGGAUGCAUAUACGGGAGUGGCGGUGAUCAUUGUGGAUUCAUCAGCUGGCGGAGAAAAUCGCAUUUUGUUCUCUCCUGGAGCGAAUUAUCAAGGGAUGCAGCCGGAGCCGCCCGUGCUGGGAAUGGCGAUGGCAGCGCCGGUGCCGGAUGUGAUUGUCAUGCAAGGGGAGAUCCCCGUUGAGAGCGUGAUUGGGAUACUCCGAGACAUUGGGGCGUGGAAGGCCAGGAACCGGGCUGAGGGUAAGCGCGGUAUUGAGGCCGGCCCUGAUGUCAUGUUUAACCCUGCACCUGCUCCACCGGGAGGAUUGCCGGAGGACUUGUACGCUGCGGUCGACCACUUUAUCAUGAACGAAACGGAGGCCGCACUGAUAACUCCGUCGGCGGAGCAGCUGCUCAAAGUGGUUCCGGACGCGGAGGGGCAGAGCGAUAAGGACAAGGUGGCUCGGUAUUUCCACCAGUUGGGCGUGACGUACGUUCUGAUCACGUUGGGUUCCAAGGGUGUUUGGUACAGUGCCACUGAUGCCAGGACAUCCGGGCCUGCGGAUGGAGUCAACCGCUUUACCGGUCAGAUUCCCGCCGCUCCGGUCAGCCGGGUGCUUGAUACCACUGCAGCAGGUGAUACCUUUGUCGGCGCAUACGCAGUGGAGGUGGCACGGUGGCGCGAGCAGCGACGUGUGGACGGCAAGGCCGGGCAGGAUAUAACGAGUGAGGAGAAACCCAUUCGGUAUCAGAAGGUCAUGGAUGACGUCACGAGACUGGCGACACGGGCCUCAGCCCGCUGCGUGGAGCGACAAGGCGCUAUGGACAGCAUUCCAUGGGAAGAUGAGAUUUAAUUAUGACCGAAAUCGGAUUGGCGAAGAAAUGUAUAUUACUGCAGAAUGUCCAAGGAGCUUAUGAUAGACACAUUUAGACGGUGCGACUCUCCACAGGUAUUGGGAGAGCUGGCAUGCAUUAGAAAAAAA
Molecule: messenger RNA, 1639 nt
Organism: Aspergillus alliaceus
Lineage: Eukaryota; Fungi; Ascomycota; Eurotiomycetes; Eurotiales; Aspergillaceae
Product: ribokinase
Exons: 1
Coding region: 365-1510 (381 amino acids)
Biological process (GO): D-ribose metabolic process
Molecular function (GO): ribokinase activity
Source: RefSeq, a predicted model, not a curated record